UACUGUGUGACGUUUAAUUGUUGCGCCCGUCGCAAAAAAACAUUAGUUAGUCGACGAGACUGGCAGAGAUGCUGCAAUUUCUUUGGUCUACGUUUUAUUUGAGCCACGGUUAAUGUUAUUAAAGGCUGUAAGCUAGCUGUGUGUGUAAACUAUGUAGUAAUACGCCGUCGUUAGAGUAGACUGAGCAUUAGAAACUGGUUAAACACGCAGGAUUCGUCUCUGCUGUUGAGCGACACCAUUGAAUUUGGACUCAUCGUUCAGAAACAUGAUGGAGGAUUUCUCUGGUUUGGCUCUGCCUCCUCUAUUUGGAGGACACAUUCUGGAGGCAGAGCUGGAGCCUGGUGGUGUGGAACUGGGACCAGGAGAGGUGGAGCUGGGCCCAGGAAGCAAUGAGCUGCUGGAGAGUACAGCACAGGAGGAUGAAGAGAGAAGGGCUCUUGAUAAGAGGAAAUGUCUGGCUCUGAACAGGAGAUGUAAAGAUAUUGAACAGGUGAAUCAGAAGAUUCUAGGUCGCCUUCAUCAAGUACAAAGAAUUACACGACGCUUGAAGAAGGAAAGACGGUUUCUCAUGAAGACUUUAGAUGCACAUGGGGAUGACUACAGAAAUGCCCAGCUCACUAUACUUCUUGAGGGUGAUCCUGAAGCCCAUUUAGAUCCUGCGUCUGGAGUGGAGGAUGAACGCCUCAACGGUGUGUCUGGUUCCACUUUGUCUGCAGCAACGCCUCAUGCUGCAGGACCAAAGAGGAGGCGCCAUCGAAUUCCACGGCAAGAAAAGGAUAAAGACCAACAGACUGAACCAGACAUGUCGGUGUUGGCAGAGACACAGUUUGGAGAAAUGCCCAGUCCAACUUCUCUGUCUCACUAAUCUAAGCUUGCACUACAGCCCUGAAUAUGAUGAUGAUGAUGAAGGACAACCCAGUUUCUUUAACUGUUCAGUAGUUACUUUGCCUCUGUUCAGCCAGGUAUUGUACUGUUUGUAGUUUUACUUAGUAAGGUCAAAUUAGAAGUUAUUCACCUGGUGCAUGUAUUCAGUUGUUUUGUAUAUAUAUUAUUUUCUGUUGUCGCUUUUUGUACCUAGGAAAUUAUGACAAAACAUAAUUAUGACAAAACAUAAUUAUGACGAGCGUCAACCUGUACACGCUGUCAUCAAAAGCCUUGUUUGGUAAAUAUUUGGCAACCUGAAUAAAAUGAUCGUGGGGUUGCAAACUUGUGUUAUUAGCUUUCCCAGUACAUUCCUGGAUACUAUCAAUGGUUUUAUUUGAAUGUUUUUUCACCUUUUAAAGGUGCUUAAAAAGGGCUUUGCUGACUACCUUUCAUUCAUGUUUGCAUCUACAUGAACAAUUUAAAUGUGUGAUGUAUUAUGUUUCUAAAUAAAAGACCAAAUUUCAGGCAGAAAAAUCUCCAGGUCAAUUUG
Cyclopterus lumpus (lumpfish) is the source of this 1414-nucleotide messenger RNA. RefSeq names its product TCF3 (E2A) fusion partner (gene tfpt). The record is from RefSeq and is a predicted model, not a curated record. The transcript has 7 exons. Gene Ontology annotation, molecular function: DNA binding. Gene Ontology annotation, cellular component: Ino80 complex. Bases 266 to 865 code for a protein of 199 amino acids. Lineage: Eukaryota; Metazoa; Chordata; Actinopteri; Perciformes; Cyclopteridae. Gene Ontology annotation, biological process: apoptotic signaling pathway; apoptotic process; positive regulation of apoptotic process.